AUGGCCGAGAAAAUAUCAUUUCUUCUCUUUGGAGAACAGUCUCUGGACACACAGGGGUUUCUUGCAGACUUUUGCCGUAAUGGAAAUCCAAGUAUUCUUUCACAUGCUUUCCUCAAUCGCGUUGCUUCUACUCUUCAAAAUGAGAUCGAACGUCUCCCAUCUCUAGAACGUCGACACAUACCAUCUUUCACUACAAUCCAAGAACUUAGUCAGAGAUAUCAUACCAGGGAUGUUACACAUCCUGCAAUAGACAGUGCUCUUCUUGUUACUACACAACUCGCUCACUAUAUCGAUCGAGCAGAAAAGGUUCCGGAAGAUGCUACAAGACCACAGGAAACAUGGACAGUUGGCCUCUGCACCGGGCUUAUUGCCGCCGUUGCGGUUUCCAUUGCACCAUCUCUCUCGGCUCUUGUAAACAUUGGCGCCGAAUUUGUACUUUUGGCCUUCCGAACAGGACGACAUGUUUCUGCUCUUGCAGAGCACAUACAUGAAUCUGGCGAUGCGGCCAAGAGCUGGACUUAUGUUGUUCCGGGACUUAAUGAACCAGCUGGAAGGUCCCUACUUGCUGAUUUUAACGAGUCGAAGGGCUACACAACGACCAGUCAAGCAUAUAUCAGCGCCAUCACUUCAACGAGCAUAGCUUUUAGCGGUCCACCACCCACGUUGAAGGCGCUUGUCGAUGAGCAUGAGUUCAAAGAUGGGCCACUACCACUGCCUAUCUAUGGGCCGUACCACGCAUCACAUCUCUAUUCCGCCGCUGAAAUUGAGGCAGUUUUGCGACUUAACGAUUCUAACCUAAGCGAAGUUCUCAAAAAUGCAUCUCGACGAUUCCCUGUCAUUUCAUGCUCAACAGGGCAGUGGCUUGCGGAAAAAGAUCCUAAAAAGCUUAUCACAGCAGUUAUUCGAGACAUUCUUCUGGAGCCACUAAAUUUUCAGCGGGUCUUAGCAAGCUGUGUGACGCAAGCAAAUAAUUAUAGAAGCUCAUCGUGUCUCGUUAUACCGUUCGGUCCAACGCAAGCUGCUAGUAGCCUAGUACAACAACUCAAGAAUGAAACAGGUCUUGAGGUUCAUCUGCGCCGCGCACCGCAUUCAAAAAAGGAUCGUAUGGCACCUCACACAGGAGACCAUGGUUCGUCAAAGCGGUGUAAACUUGCUAUUGUCGGUAUGGCAGGCCGUUUCCCCGAUGCUGCAACGCAUGAGAAGCUAUGGGAACUGCUCGAAAAGGGACUCGCUUUACACAGAGAGGUACCGGCAGAUCGAUUUGAUAUGAAGACUCACUGUGACCCUUCUGGAAAGGUUAUGAACACGAGUCAUACGUCUUAUGGAGCCUGGAUUGAGAAUCCAGGUCUAUUUGAUCCUCGCUUCUUCAAUAUGUCGCCAAGAGAAGCGCAUCAAACAGAUCCGAUGCAACGCAUGGCUAUUACUACCGCUUAUGAGGCCUUGGAAAUGUCUGGCUAUGUGCCAAACAGAACUCGCUCCACAAAGCUCGACAGAGUUGGUACAUUUUAUGGACAGACCAGUGAUGAUUGGCGUGAAAUCAAUGCAGCGCAGGAGGUUGACACAUACUUCAUUACAGGUGGCGUCCGCGCAUUUGGACCUGGACGUAUCAACUAUCAUUUCGGCUUUAGUGGGCCAAGUUUCAGUAUCGACACCGCCUGCUCUUCCAGUAUGGCGGCUAUGCAACUCGCUUGUACGUCGCUGUGGGCCAAGGACUGCGAUACUGCUGUUGUUGGAGGCCUGAGUUGUAUGACCAACUCUGACAUUUUCGCCGGCCUCAGCAGAGGACAGUUCUUGUCAAAGAAUGGGCCAUGUGCCACCUUCGAUAACGACGCCGACGGAUAUUGUCGCGCCGAUGCUUGUGCUACUGUCAUCGUCAAGAGACUCGAGGAUGCUAUUGCAGAUAAGGACAAUGUUCUCGGUGUCAUUCUUGGCACGGCCACGAAUCAUUCGGCAGAUGCAGUGUCAAUCACUCAUCCCCAUGCCGGAACUCAAGAGAUUCUAUAUCGCAAUAUCCUAAAUAUGGCUGGUGUUGAUCCAUUGGAUGUAGACUAUGUGGAAAUGCAUGGCACUGGCACUCAAGCCGGCGAUGCCACUGAGAUGAAGUCAGUCACAAAUGUCUUCGCUCCUGCAGACCAGAAGAGAAGCGCAGAGCAAUCGCUAUAUCUCGGUUCAGUCAAGGCAAAUGUGGGCCAUGGAGAAGCGGCAUCUGGAGUUACAGCACUUAUCAAAGUUCUCAUGAUGCUGCAGAAGAAUACCGUGCCUCCACACGUUGGCAUCAAGAAGACGAUCAAUAGAACGUUCCCAAAAGAUUUGGCAGAGAGGAAUGUACAUAUUGCUUAUCAUUCCACUCCUCUACUUAAGAAAGCUGGCCAACCACGACGUGUUUUUGUCAACAACUUCAGUGCUGCUGGUGGAAACUCUGGGCUGUUGCUCGAGGACGGUCCUGCUACGAAGACGCUUUUGACAGAUAACCGAUCAGCGCAUAUGGUAUCGAUAACUGCGAAAUCAAAAUCUGCCGUGAUAAAGAACGCUGAGCGCUUGAUGUAUUACAUCGAACAACACCCGGAGGCAUCGCUCGCGGAUAUCUCGUAUACGACUACUGCCCGUCGAAUUCAACACAACUGGCGGAUAUCAGUCACAGGAUUCAAUAUUACUCAGGUCAGAGAAUUCAUCAAGCACAAGUUGACUGAAGACAUUACGCCAAUUCCUCUGACCACCCAAGAGAUUGUCUUUGUGUUUACUGGACAAGGGUCGCACUAUGCUGCUCUUGGCAAGGAGCUCUUUGAGAGUUCAUCGUUGUUCAAGGAGACCAUGCUCGAGUUCAACAACAUUGCCGCCAUGUAUUGCUUACCCUCGUUUUUACCACUUAUAGAUGGUUCUGCUGCUGCCGUGGAAGAUUUAUCACCAGUUGUUGUACAGCUUGGUUUGUUGUGCUUCGAGAUGGCAAUGGCCCGAUUGUGGGCUUCUUGGGGUAUCAAUCCAAGCGUUGUCAUCGGACACAGUCUUGGCGAAUACGCAGCUCUCAAUGUAGCUGGCAUUAUCUCAGCCAGUGAUGCAAUCUACCUUAUCGGUAAGAGGGCACAGCUUCUCAUGGAGAAGUGCACAGUUAGCAGUCAUGGCUUGCUUGCUGUCAAGGCUUCAGUCUUGUCGAUCAGAGAAUCUGUGGACGAGGCAAGCAUUAAUAUUGCAUGCAUCAAUGGGCCAGAAGAGACAGUACUCAGUGGAGAUACAGCACUGAUUUAUGUCAUCUCGGAACGCCUUACUGCAGCUGGUUUUAAAUGCAUGCAGCUCAAAGUACCUUUCGCCUUCCACUCUGCCCAGGUUGAUCCAAUCCUCGACAAGUUUGAGAAGUUGGCGGCUUCAGUUCAGUUUCACGCUCCAACAGCUCCGAUCGUCUCAACGCUACUUGGAAGGCAACUUAGAGAAGGAGAAACUGUGAAUGCGUCCUAUCUGCGACGACAUGCUCGUGAGCCAGUAAACUUUUUGGACGGUAUAAACUCAAUUCGGUCAGCUGGGCUGAUCAAUGAGAAGACCCUAUUUUUGGAAGUUGGCCCUCAUCCGGUUUGCAUAGGCAUGGUGAAGUCAACGCUUGGGAAGGAGACUGUGGCAGUUUCUUCCCUGAGGAGGACUGAGAGCGCUUAUAAAACGCUCAGCGACAGUCUUUCCACUCUUCACACAGCAGGCUUCAAUAUUGACUGGAAUGAAUAUCAUCGAGAUCACCUGGAUUGUGUCCAGCUUUUGGAUUUGCCGACAUAUGCCUUCGAUGAGAAGAACUACUGGAUUCAGUAUACUGGAGACUGGUGUCUGACGAAAGGAAGAGCCAGUGAUAGUCAAGUUGCCUCUUGCCAAGAUUCGAAACCCAAGAUUUCUACUACAACCGUACAUAAGGUUGUUGAGGAUUUGGUUGACGGCGAUGUGGCGACUGUCUCCACCGAGUCCGAUCUGGCAAGAGCUGACCUUCGCUCUGCCGUCAUGGGACAUUUAGUUAAUGGCGCAGGUCUUUGUCCAUCAUCAAUCUAUGCUGACAUGGCCAUGACAGUGUGCGAGUAUGGAUAUAAGCUUGUGCGCCCGGAUGUUGAGAAUAUCGGCAUCAACGUUGCAAGCAUGGAAGUAAUCAAGCCACUCAUUGCACGACCAGACGGCGCGAGUCAAAUUCUCAAGCUAACUGCCUAUAUUGAUGCUUCUCGCAGCUCUGCGAAACUCAUCUUCUCGAGCGGAUCAGAUAAGGCUCGCGUCGACCAUGCUCACUGCGUUGUCUCAUUCGGUGAUUGUGCUGCUUGGCUAUCGGAAUGGGAGCGAGUAGCUUACCUGAUCCAACAUCGAGUCGACUGGCUCAAGAAUGCCGAGAAAAACGGCAAAGCUAGUAAGAUAGGUCGUGGCCUUGCAUACAAGCUCUUCUCUGCGUUGGUUGAUUACGAUGCAAAGUAUCGCGGUAUGGAAGAAGUUAUUCUCUGCAGUGAGAACAUGGAAGCAACGUCGCAUAUCUCCUUCCAGACUAAACCUACAGAUGGUACUUUCGUAUGCAGUCCAUACUGGAUUGAUAGCGUGGCACAUAUCUCCGGCUUUAUUGUAAACGGGAGCGAUGCUGUCGAUUCAGGAAAUCAAGUCUACGUGUCUCAUGGUUGGGACUCUCUUCGCAUCGCGGAACCAUUUUCUGCCGAAAAAACUUACCGUUCAUACGUCAAAAUGCAACCAGCUGGCGGAAAGAUGCUUGCUGGUGACGUCUAUGUCUUUGAUGGCAGUAGAAUUGUUGCCGUCGUUGGCGGUCUAAAGUUCCAGUGCAUCUUACGCACUGUGCUAAAUACUUUGCUCCCACCAGUCGGUGUUACGGCUCCUCCAGCCCAAGCUCCAGUAGCUGAGCCAUCACCAGCUGUAGCAAUACCGACCACAUCUACGUUACACAAGACAACCACGACUACUACGAAAAUCAAGACUGCGCAAGACAGCACAACGAGCCUGGAGCCUGCCAGUAAGAAGUUUGUGACUAUCUGUUCGCAAACAAUGGACAUCGUGGCAAAAGAAGUAGGCGUUGGCAUGGAUGAGCUCGUUGAUAAUAUCACAUUUGCGGAUCUCGGAGUCGACUCUCUUAUGUCGCUGACAAUAGGCGGCACAGUUCGAGAAAAGCUCGAGAUCGAGUUGCCCUCGUCAAUCUUCCUCGAAUGCCCGACAAUCGGGCAGUUCAAGAGCUUUCUGGCCAGGUUUGAAAGAGCAGACAGCGAGAUUUCUGAAGACACGGAAGAUUCUAUCUUAUAUACUAAUACUGAUGACUCCACACCUAAUAGUGAUAGCUCCACACCUAAUUUUGGGGAGAUGUCUCCCUUGUCAACUCCAGCAGAUGAUUCGGAUUUGGAAUUGAGCAAGGAUGAUCAACUCUGUGAGAUUAUUCAAAAUACUAUCGCAGUCGAAGUUGGUGUCACAACGCAAGAAGUCGCCCAUGCACUAGAUCUCGCCCUUCUUGGUGUUGAUUCUCUUAUGGCUCUUUUGAUUCUUGGGAAGUUGAGAGAGAAGACUGACCUAUCUCUGCCGGCUGAUCUUUUCGUCACCUGCGCAUCCAUUAAAGACAUUGAGCGCAAGCUUGGAAUUGGCCAGCCACCCAAACCUGUCCGCAUUCCUGCCAGAUCUUUUCCAAAGCUAUUACCCCGACCAAUAUCCACAGAAACAGUUUCUCCCAAAGAAACUGGACACCAAGUCACCAAUAUCACGCCAGAGCGCUUCGCAACGUCUGUGCUUCUUCAAGGAAAGAUUCGCACCGCCACCUCGCAUCUCUGGAUGGUUCCUGACGGCUCCGGCUCAGCAACCUCUUACGCUGACAUCCCAGAGAUUUCACCAGGGCUAGCCAUGUGGGGUCUCAAUUCGCCAUACAUGAAGACAAGUGAGGAAUUCACCUGUGGCGUUCCUGGGAUAGCUGCAAAGUACAUUCAGGAGGUCAAGCGUCGCCAGCCAGUUGGGCCAUAUUUGCUGGCUGGCUGGUCGGCCGGGGGGGUCAUUGCUUUCGAGAUGUCGAAUCAGUUGGUGAAGGCGGGCGAUAGAGUCAGUCAUCUGAUCAUGAUUGAUGCGCCAUGCCCUCUGAUCAUCGAAGCAUUACCAACCUCACUCCAUCGCUGGUUCGCAUCCAUCGGACUGCUCGGCGAUGGCGACCCGAAUAAACUCCCUUCCUGGCUUCUUCCCCACUUCGCUGCCUCAGUCGCGGCUUUAUCAACAUACGACGCCGUUAGUAUCCCCAAAGACAAGGCGCCCUCGGUUACGGCUAUCUGGUGCGAAGACGGUGUGUGUAAGAACGAGAGCGACCCGAGACCCGAUCCAUAUCCAGAAGGACACGCGCUGUUUCUGCUAGAUAACAGGAGCGAUUUUGGGCCGAACCUAUGGGAUUCUCUUCUUCCGGCGGAGAAGAUUAGAUGUGUGCGUAUGCCAGGGAAUCAUUUCUCGAUGAUGGGAGGAGACUUGGUGAAGAAACUUGGGAAUAAAAUCAGAGAGGCCGUUGCGAUGGCUUGAAUAUAAUGCUCCACUGAUAUAUAGCUAUGAAGGAUGCCCUCCUUAAGAGAGCAUCUAAAGUCUUAUUAAUUACAAUGUACGAUCACUAUUUAGA
Messenger RNA from Pseudogymnoascus verrucosus, 6586 nucleotides. Its product is annotated as Type I Iterative Polyketide synthase (PKS). Bases 1 to 6492 code for a protein of 2163 amino acids. The record is from RefSeq and is a predicted model, not a curated record. Lineage: Eukaryota; Fungi; Ascomycota; Leotiomycetes; Thelebolales; Thelebolaceae. The transcript is spliced from 4 exons. Gene Ontology annotation, molecular function: 3-oxoacyl-[acyl-carrier-protein] synthase activity; fatty acid synthase activity; phosphopantetheine binding. Gene Ontology annotation, biological process: secondary metabolite biosynthetic process; fatty acid biosynthetic process.